UUUGCAGGAUGAGCAUCCAGAAUCAAGGGGCUAGCUUAUCUUCCUCUGCGAAGCUGAAGCGUGGGCGUCCAUGGGAGGAAGAGAGUGUUCAAGGGGGCAACACACCUGCAACACCCGAGACUGACUAUCUGAACAGAAACAAGCAAAGUAUGUGGAUAGGUAACCCUGCCUCUAUUGACAUGUUAGGUCAGAUGGUUUCUGGUGUCGUAGAAGGAUCAUUUGAUGCCGGGUAUCUUCUUAAUGUUAAGGUAGCUGAUACCAAUGUGCAUCUCAGAGGUGUUGUUUUUCUACCGGGACUAGUUGCUCCCAUUACUGGUGCAAACGAUGUGGCUCCACAUGCUAAGAUGUACAAAAGAAAAGAUAUUCCUAUCCCGUUUCUAAACAUUCAAAGUCGUCUCCAUGUUGCGAAUCCUCCAUCGGGGAAAAGUCAGAAGCCCGUUGAGCAAAAAAAUGGCGACUCUAACAUUUCAGACCAAGGUCUACAUACUGGGCUUCAGCCUGGUGCCUCGGUAGCUAGUAUCUUGCCAAUAAAUGAAACCGUUCUAUCCCUCGGACAAAGGGUCAUGCAAGAACAAAUCUUUGAUUCCCUAUUGCAUAAUGAGAAAGCUGUCGGACGGCAUCUGUCACUGCAGCGAUUUGAAGGGCCAAAUGCUAAUGUAGAAGCUCCUGAAGCAUCCGAGCCUGUGUCUGCAAAUGAUGCUACUAGUUUGUCAGCUACUGAGACUAUAAAAGUCCCGAGUCCUGAUCUUAAGCCAAAGAAAUUGGCUCAUGAUGAUGUGAAAAGUCUUGGUGUUGAUAACAACGAAAGUCCCGAAGAUAUUGAUAUUUCCGAAGAUACUCGAUUGGAGCUUGCUCAGAAGAUUACAAAUGGAGCUAACACGUCUCACAUCGAUGGUUUAUCUGCAAGCGAUGAUAUUACAACUACGGCAACAGCUCCGUUCCCUGCAUCCAUGACCAGCCUACCAAUAAUGAUAUUCGGGGAAGAAACUACUCCGUUUGAACCCGAGUUUGCUGCUGAAGAAUCCAUUCUUCCAACAAUGGUUGUCCCUGAAGUUAACAGUUCCACAACGACUACCGACACUUACAGUGUGGAGUCUAAUGCCAAAGAUGCGAUUCCAACACCACAUUCUUUGUUUUGGAGAGAUUGAAAUUAAAGGCGGAAACAGGACGAGCUUGGAAGAUAGACCUAGAGUGGUUUAUG
Messenger RNA from Hibiscus syriacus, 1201 nucleotides. RefSeq lists its product as uncharacterized. The record is from RefSeq and is a predicted model, not a curated record. Lineage: Eukaryota; Viridiplantae; Streptophyta; Magnoliopsida; Malvales; Malvaceae. The transcript is spliced from 2 exons. Bases 9 to 1148 code for a protein of 379 amino acids.